CUGAACAGAGAACAAUGACAUAAAUUUGAAUUGGAAUUUGUACCUUAAAAAAAAUUGGACAGAAAUUCGCCAGAUUAUGUCGAAUGUUAGGAAAAAGUACGGCCCAUUAAUAGGGUCCAUAGACGAGGGGACAUCCAGUACUCGAUUUUUAGUAUUCGCCUCGAAAACUGCGGAAGUAUUAACCUACCACCAAAAAGAGGUGCCGCACAUAAUACCGCAGGAAGGAUGGGUGGAACAGGACCCGAUGUUUAUACUGGAAGCGGUUAAGGAGACGGUAGAGGUUACUUGCGAGAAUUUAAAAAAACUCGACAUUGACUAUGAGGAAAUAGUGACAGUCGGCAUUACGAAUCAACGGGAAACCACAAUAUUGUGGGAUCCGAUCACCGGCAAACCGUUCUACAACGCUUUAGUGUGGUUAGAUAUUCGAACAUCCAGUACUGUGGACAUUAUCCUGGAGAAUGGUAAAAGGUCACAAAACUUUUUGCAAAGCUUGUGCGGACUGCCAGUCAGCACAUAUUUUAGCGCGUUGAAAAUUCGCUGGAUCAUGGAUAAUGUUCCCGGUGUAAGAAAAGCCAUGGAAAAUGGCAGGUGCCUUUUUGGAAACAUCGACACCUGGUUAGUUUGGAAUUUCACAGGCGGCAUUAACGGAGGUCUUCAUAUAACAGACUGCACUAACGCGUCAAGAACCAUGCUGAUGAACAUAGAAACUCUCCAAUGGGAUCCUCAUUUGUGCAACAUUUUCGACGUGCCAAUGGGUAUUUUGCCGGAAAUUCGAAGCUCCUCGGAGAUUUACGGGUAUAUAACCUCGAUUCCGAAGUUGUCAGGUGUUCCCAUUUCCGGCAUUUUGGGCGACCAACAAUCGGCGCUGGUCGGUCAGCUCUGUUUCAAAGUUGGGCAAGCAAAGAGUACUUAUGGAACCGGUUGUUUUAUCCUGUACAAUACUGGCACGAGCCUUGUGCAAAGCGGUCACGGUCUCUUAACCACAGUCGCUUACCGGCUGGGCCCCGACAAGUCGCCUGUUUAUGCUCUAGAAGGAUCGGUCGCGAUAGCAGGCGUUUCAAUCCGCUGGUUACGGGAUAAUCUCAAAUUGUUAGAUGAUGCCGCCGAAUCGGCCGAAAUGGCACAGAACGUCGGCGAGGCCGGCGAAGUUGUCUUCGUUCCUGCUUUUUCAGGUCUUUAUGCGCCUUACUGGAGAAAAGACGCCAGGAGCGUCAUCUGCGGCCUUACGGAAGAAACGAAGCCCGGACAUUUGGUGAAGGCGGCGCUCGAGGGGGUUUGUUACCAGGUGCGGGACGUGCUCGAGGCGAUGACGCUCGACUGCGGUUUCCCCCUGAAUAAGCUCCUGGUGGACGGCGGCAUGACCUCCAACGACUAUCUGAUGCAGAUGCAGGCGGACUAUUGCGGGAUACCGGUCGUGAGACCGACAAUGUCAGAGACGACGUGCCUGGGGGCGGCGAUAGCGGCGGGUAGCGCGAAGGGCGUCGAAGUGUGGGACGCAGACAAGAUAGAGGCCACGCCUCACGACGUAUUCACGCCGUCGAUCAGCGAGGAUGUGCGCGACAUGAAGUACACGAGGUGGAAAAUGGCGAUCAAGAGGAGUAUGGGAUGGGCCGUAAGUGACGAGGAUAUGCGCGAUGGCGACAACGCUCGAACAGACUUUCCGUGCUUUUGUGGCAACGGCGAGAAGCCAGGUCACGAAGACAUGGUCCGUUCGCUGCCAGCUGGUCUGUUCCUAAUUUCUAGCGUCGCCUUGGUCGUGCUAGCGGAAAUCUUCAGGCAAGGAUCAGCGGCGUGAACGUCUAGACGUUCAAAAAACUGAUGUCACAUCACCAUUGCCUCGCAGUAUUAAAUUUUCGGUUUAGGAUUGCUGCCGUUUCGGGCAGCGUUUCAUUGUUAAUGAUUCGAUCGUAUCGAAUCCUGUUUGUUUGCUUUCAAUAAAAUAUGGUUGAUGGAUCU
This is a messenger RNA of Cylas formicarius (sweet potato weevil), 1956 nucleotides long. RefSeq names its product glycerol kinase-like. Gene Ontology annotation, molecular function: glycerol kinase activity. The record is from RefSeq and is a predicted model, not a curated record. Gene Ontology annotation, cellular component: mitochondrion. Gene Ontology annotation, biological process: glycerol metabolic process; glycerol-3-phosphate biosynthetic process; triglyceride metabolic process. Bases 77 to 1795 code for a protein of 572 amino acids. Lineage: Eukaryota; Metazoa; Arthropoda; Insecta; Coleoptera; Brentidae. The transcript has 12 exons.